AUGUACAGCAACCCUCCAAGCCGCAACCUCGCCUAUGCGCCCACUCCUUAUGCCUAUCCCGCAACGAAUACCCUCUCCGCUCGGAUCAACCUCGACGAAGAAGUCAAACUCGCCGACUCCUCCGCCGAACGGGACCUAAUUGACUCCCUCGCCGAGAUCUACAGCAUUAUCCGCACCCUCGACGGACUGGAAAAGGCAUACAUAAAAGAUGCGCUACCGGAGACAGAGUACUCGGAGCUGUGUUCGAAACUGCUUAAGCAGUACCGAUCGAUAUUGAACGAUGAGAGUGUCGCGCGGAAGUUUGGAGAUCUGGACACGUUCACGCAGAAGUGGGAUAUCGAGUGCCCCCGCGCCAAAGAACGUCUCAAAGUCGGCCUGACCAGUGUGGAAACUAUCACCACCGGCGCCAAAGCCCCGCCUGGAGCUGCAGGAGCACCACAAGGCAAUCUGUCGGGCAGCUUGAUCUUGGUCGCGACCGAAAACUUCAUCACAUUCCUUGAUGCGCUCCGGUUGAACAUGGUCACCAAGACGGCUUUGCAUCCACUCCUGACAGAUGUGAUCCAGUCGGUGAACAAAGUCACCGACCAGGACUUUGAGCAUCGCGGCAAGAUCAUCCAGUGGCUGAUCACGCUCAACCAGAUGAAGACAUCAGAGGAGCUAAGCGAGGAGCAAGCAAGGGAUCUGGCGUUUGACAUGGAACAAGCGUAUAAUGGAUUCAAGUCGAUCAUCCACUGA
Molecule: messenger RNA, 735 nt
Organism: Fonsecaea multimorphosa CBS 102226
Lineage: Eukaryota; Fungi; Ascomycota; Eurotiomycetes; Chaetothyriales; Herpotrichiellaceae
Exons: 1
Coding region: 1-735 (244 amino acids)
Biological process (GO): protein transport to vacuole involved in ubiquitin-dependent protein catabolic process via the multivesicular body sorting pathway
Cellular component (GO): ESCRT I complex
Molecular function (GO): protein-containing complex binding
Source: RefSeq, a predicted model, not a curated record